CCCGUCUGUGAGGAUUAUGGUACACUGGAUUACCUAAUCCGUGACGCAGCAGAAAACAAACCAGUGCGCUAACGUUAUCUGCGCGGUGAGCAUUGAUAUCGGGAGGAGUGAGGACAAACACUGGCAAGCAUGUUGCGUUUGCCUGUGAGCCGGAGUCUCUCAGGAGUAGCUCUUACUAAAUCAAGUGCGGCUGUCACUAAUAAUGCACGCUCUGCAGCCACAGCAUCACCAGCAGCAGCAGCCAGUAACCUUUUAGAGGUGUUUGUGGAUGGGAAGCCUGUUAUGGUGGAGCCAGGGACCACAGUGUUGCAGGCAUGUGAGAAGGUGGGAAUGCAGAUUCCCCGCUUCUGCUAUCAUGAGCGGCUGUCUGUUGCUGGGAACUGUCGGAUGUGCCUGGUGGAGAUAGAGAAAGUCCCCAAGCCGGUGGCAGCAUGUGCCAUGCCUGUGAUGAAAGGGUGGAACAUCCUAACCAACUCUGACAAAACAAGAAAGGCCAGAGAGGGCGUGAUGGAGUUCCUUCUGGCUAAUCACCCAUUAGAUUGUCCAAUUUGUGACCAGGGCGGAGAGUGUGAUCUCCAGGACCAGUCCAUGCAGUUUGGCAGCGACAGGAGCCGCUUCACAGAGGGCAAAAGAGCUGUGGAAGACAAGAACAUUGGUCCUCUUAUCAAAACCAUUAUGACUCGCUGUAUCCAGUGCACUCGCUGUGUGCGUUUUGCCAGUGAGAUUGCAGGUGUAGAGGACCUGGGCACCACUGGCAGAGGCAAUGACUUGCAGAUUGGGACCUAUGUAGAGAAGAUGUUCAUGUCGGAGUUGUCUGGAAAUGUGAUUGACAUAUGUCCAGUGGGGGCUCUGACAUCAAAACCAUAUGCUUUCACUGCUCGCCCAUGGGAGACCAGGAAGACCGAAUCCAUUGAUGUUCUUGAUGCUGUGGGUAGUAACAUCGUGGUGAGCACACGUGGUGGUGAGGUGAUGAGAAUUCUGCCUCGUCUAAAUGAGGAUAUUAAUGAGGAGUGGAUCUCAGACAAAACCAGGUUUGCUUAUGAUGGACUCAAGCGGCAGAGGCUCACUCAGCCAAUGGUGAAGAAUGAGUCUGGGCAGUUGGUAGUCACUACCUGGGAAGAUGUGCUGACUCGAGUUGCCGGAGCUUUGCAAGGAGUUCAAGGAAAUGAGGUAGCUGCUGUUGUCGGAGGCUUGGCAGAUGCAGAGGCUCUCAUUGCCUUGAAAGACAUGCUGAACCGUUUGAACAGUGACAAUCUGUGCACUGAAGAGCUGUUCCCCAUGGCCGGGGCUGGAUCUGACCUGCGUUCAAACUACCUACUGAACACUGGGAUUGCUGGCAUUGAAGAGGCAGACCUGCUGCUUCUGGUUGGCACCAACCCACGCUAUGAGGCUCCUUUGUUUAAUGCACGAAUCAGAAAAAGCUGGCUUCACAAUGAGCUGCAAGUGGCUCUAGUGGGACGAGAGGUGGACCUAAGCUAUACUUAUGACCAUCUCGGGGAGUCUGCCCAGGUUCUUCAAGAAAUUGCAUCUGGAACACACCCUUUCUCCCAGGUCUUGGCUAAAGCGAAGCACCCCGUGAUUGUGGUUGGCAGUAGUGCCCUGCAGAGAGAGGAUGGGGCUGCAAUAAUGGCUGCAGUGUCAACCAUUGCUCAAAAUGCUCGGGUCAGCAGUGGCGUGGAGGAAGGCUGGAAGGUUCUCAACGUGCUGCACAGAGUUGCCAGUCAAGUGGCUGCACUUGAUCUUGGGUACAAGCCAGGGGUUGAGGCUGUCAGGAAGAAUCCACCCAAAAUUUUGUUCCUGUUAGGCGCUGAUGCUGGCUGUAUCACUCGCCAAGACCUCCCUCAGGAUAGCAUUAUCAUUUAUCAAGGUCACCACGGGGAUGUUGGUGCCACAAUGGCUGACAUCAUACUUCCUGGAGCUGCAUACACAGAGAAAUGCAGCACCUAUGUGAACACAGAGGGUCGUGCCCAGCAGACCAGGGUGGCUGUGACUGCUCCAGGCAUGGCCAGGGAGGACUGGAAGAUCAUCAGAGCCAUAUCUGAGCUUGCUGGAGUGACUCUGCCCUAUGACACCCUUGAUGAAGUCCGUGAUAGACUGGCAGAGGUUUCCCCAAACCUGGUGCGGUAUGAUGAUGUUGAGGAGGCCAACUACUUUAAGCAGGCUAAUGAGCUGUCUAAGACAGUGAACCAGGCUGUCUUCACUGAACCUUUGGUCCCUCCACAGCUCACUGUGAAAGACUUCUAUAUGACAGAUCCAAUAAGCAGAGCCUCUCAGACAAUGGCGAAGUGUGUGAAGGCAGUCACAGAGGGAGCACAAGCUGUGGACGAGCCAGCCAUAUGCUAAAGCUCAGUGGAUAGCCGCCCGAUUCUUGCGCACAGAUUGAUACGCACAAUUCCUAUAUUUGCACUUUCACUGAAACAUAUUUAUUUGCAGUAGAUUUUUAUUAAGUGGAUAAUGUCCCCUGCUAUGCACAUGAUUAAACUAACAUAGCAACCUGCAGAAAGAUGUCUAUGCAGUUACAGAAUCAAGCAGAUGUGAACUUUAUCAGCUGUAAUACCCUCACAGAAAUGUGUGUGACAGUUUAAUGUAUGUUCACCUGAUACAGUUACAGUCAUAUUCCAGUAGAUCAGGGGUGUGGAGCCACGUGCCAUGGAGGGCCAAGAGGCUGCGGUUUUUCAUCCCAACCAAAAACUCCACCCGGUGAUUUCAUUGAUCACCUCACCUACAAGCAGAGAGGAGGAACUAGUCAGUGCAAUCACCUGGUGGAGUUUUUGGUUGGGCUGAAAACCUGGAGCCUCUUGGCCCUCCGUGGCACAUGGUUCGACACACCUGCAGUAGAUGUAUGUGAUCAGAUUUCAUAAAUCCUUGUGUUCCUGAGCUAACAGCAGUAUUUUGUCCUCUUCUCAUGUGUUGUGUCUCUACCUAUGUGAAAAAUGUAAAGACUAUGUUUUCCCCAUAGAGCACUGGUCCUCAUAGCUAUUUUUAAGUAUGAUAUUUAAUAAACCUAUUUUCUGUAGCAAAUCUA
Myripristis murdjan (pinecone soldierfish) is the source of this 3025-nucleotide messenger RNA. RefSeq names its product NADH-ubiquinone oxidoreductase 75 kDa subunit, mitochondrial. The record is from RefSeq and is a predicted model, not a curated record. The coding region runs from base 130 to 2343 and encodes 737 amino acids. Gene Ontology annotation, molecular function: NADH dehydrogenase (ubiquinone) activity; iron-sulfur cluster binding. Gene Ontology annotation, biological process: ATP synthesis coupled electron transport. Gene Ontology annotation, cellular component: membrane. NCBI's taxonomy places the organism in Eukaryota, Metazoa, Chordata, Actinopteri, Holocentriformes, Holocentridae. The transcript is spliced from 19 exons.